Ectocarpus sp. CCAP 1310/34 is the source of this 3693-nucleotide messenger RNA. Lineage: Eukaryota; Phaeophyceae; Ectocarpales; Ectocarpaceae. The record is from the annotation of a GenBank genome assembly.
CAGUUAGUGCAGAGCAGUGCAUAGCUGCAAAGUUCUUUGAAGGCAGCACGCCCUCGCACGUACCACAUCGCGCAGUAGUUGCACACAACCGCACCUCGCUGCAUCGCAUCACAUCACCCGACCUUGAAUCCUUGCAAGAUCUUCGUCGGCAAGAAGUGAGUCGGUUUCAUUUCCGGUCACGACCGUUGCACGUUUCCACAGGAAGAAACAACAGAGGUACCCCCCCUGCGAGCACGAGACUCCUUCCGUAAGUGGUCGUCACUCUUCUGCGCGACAAGAAGAUGUCCAGGAAAGAGCCACAUCCGGAAACCCUGCACGAGGGCUGGGGGGUCAAGAUAACAACUACAGGAAAGGUUCACGUGACAAAGGAAACGCAAUGGGAGAAACCGAAGCAGCCAAAGCCAAGCACCCGCGGCCGUUCCAACGGCCACAGCGUGGUGGUGGAGCCAAGCGCGGUGCCCGUGGAGAGGUACGUGACAAAGGUGGACGGGCCCGCUAGGGAGGCCUCUUCUUCCUGCCGCGAGCCAGAGGGCGGCUUCGACACGAAACAAAGACAACAACAGCAGUCGCAGCAAGCGCGACCGUCCUCGGGCAGCAACGAUGCCCUCAGCCGCAACAGCGUGGAGCCAAGCGCGGCCCCAGCGGGAAGGCCCGCGGGAUCGGUGGACAGGCGCGGCAGGAAGAGCUCCUCGACCAGCCGCGCGCAGCGCGAGGAUGUCCCUGACGGCCAGCGGCCGUCGACACGCAGCAGCAAUUCCUCCACCGCCAGCUGCAGCAGCGGAGGCAGGGACCGGGACGCGGAUGCCAGCUGCAGCAGCAGAAGGAGGAGGACCAGCCGCAGCUCGGACGUUUACGAAUGCAGCGGGAGCGACGGCGGCCGCGGCAGCCGCAAGAACGAGGACGAAGGUAACGACAACACCGUCGACAGUGGCCGGGGGAUUCGUGACGGGAGGAAGGAGUUAUCCUCGUCCUCACGCCGCGGAGGCAGCACCAGCAGAAACGGCAGCAGCAACACCACCAAGAGCGACAGCGUCACCAAGAGUAACCGCAGCCACGCGAAGGAUAAGAGUGAGGGUGAGAGGGCAGUGGCCUCAACCCUCCCUGACGGUUGGAGGCGGGCGUACACCAAGACGGGCAGACUCUACUACCGCAACGAAAGACAGAACCUAAACACCUGGGACCCGCCGAGUUCCGCCGAGGGUCCCAACCACGGUUCGGUCGGCAGCAGCAGCAGGGGGAGCGCCGACGGCGUCGGCAGGAACAGGGAUAGGGAUAGGCGCAAUCGGUCUAAGACCCGACCCUCCACAAGCAUGACCAACGUCGACGACGGGGCACAAACCUCGCCCCUCCACCAUGGCGGGAGCAAGGCCUACACUAAGACGGGGGAAGGCUACCACCGCAACAAGCACGACAAAACCACCGCCGGUGACAGGCCAGUGCUUGUCGAGGAGCCGAAUGGCGUGGAUGCUGGUGGCAUGGACAAGAGCAGGGUACGGGGAAGGGAGAAGAAGUGGCUUGCGCAGACUAGCGGCAGCGCCGAGAAGGAGCAGCCUCUUCCCCCUGGCUGGAGCAAGGCCUAUACCAAGACAGGGGAAAUCUACUACCACAACAAGCACGACAAAAGCACCACCUGGGACAGGCCAGUGCUUGUCGAAGAGCCGAAUGGCGCGGAUGCUGGUGGCAUGGACAAGAGCAGGGUACGGGGAGGGGAGACGAAGCCGCCUGCACAGACUAGCGGCAGCGCCAAGAAGGAACAGCAUCUUCCCCCUGGCUGGAGCAAGGCCUACACCAAGACAGGGGAAGUCUACUACCGCAAUAAGUACGACAAAACCACCACCUGGGACAGGCCCGUCCUUGUCGAGGAGCCCAAUGGCGCGGAUGCUGGUGGCAAGAACAAGAGCAGGGGACGGGGAGGGGAGACGAAGCCGCCUGCACAGACUAGCGGCAGCGCCGAGAAAGAGCAGCCUCUUCCCCCUGGCUGGAGCAAGGCCUACACCAAGACCGGGGAAGUAUACUACCGCAACAAGAACGACAAGACGACCACGUGGGACAGGCCCGUGGUUGUCGAAGGACCCAAUGGCGGGGAUACUGGUGGCAUGGACAAGGGCGGGGGACGGGGAGGGGAGAAGAAGUCGCCUGCGCAGGCUAGCGGCAGCGCCGAGACGCAGCAGCCUCUUGCCCCUGGGUGGAGCGAGGCCACCGCUCCCGACGGCAAGACUUUCUACCUCAACCACGCAGACAAGAGCACCUCUUGGGACCGCCCGGUGCUCGCCCAGGCCAACAACAACGCCCCCAGAGAGGCCGCAGCAGCAGCGGCCUCAGGGCCCAAGGCACGCCAGCGGGAGAGGGCUGGCGACGUGAAGAAUGGCGCCCCUCCCCCCCUGCCGCCUCGGCGUGCGUUCGUCGGAAACAAUACCGAGGCGUCGGAUGCACAACAGCCGGCGGCGGUGCCUGCAUCAGCGACAGCACCAGCACCAGCGCCGGCCGCUUUCGACCCCACCAUGUUCGGCAUGCCUCCCGGGACCCAACUCCCUCCCCAGAUCCAGCAAGCCAUGAUGGCGCAGCAGCAAGCUAUGAUGCAGGGACAACAGCGAGGUCAACAACCUGGCGCCCGCAUGCCGAUGAUGGCCAUGCCGGGGGCCGCGGCCGGGGGAUCGCCGGUGAUGACGAGGCUGGGCAAAGGUCUGGACUUCAUGAUGAAGCGCAUGACCACGCGCCCGGUCGUAAAGCCGAGGCCUCAAGGAUACGUCGGCCUGAACGGGGGCAGCUUCACCAACGUGGGGGGCUUCACCGAAGGCGACCUGAAGGUGCCCAAGAUUAAGAAGCCGAAGAAGCCGAAGAAGGAGGAAGAGCCGUCGUCGAUCGGAGACAUGGCCGGCACAGCUUUCGUGAAAGGCUUGAACAAGGGCAUCAACUCCGGCCUCGGCUUGGUCGGCGCAGGCGACUACUACAAGGUGAAGAUGACGAAGAAGAAAGGCGGUCUCCAGUUCGGCGGAAAGGCCAUGAUGGGCGGAUCCGGUUCGGAGGAGGAGGAGGAAGCGGAGGAAGAUGAGGAAGGAGCAGAGAUUGAUGUCGAUAUCGACGUCGAGAUUGAAGUCGGCGAGGGGGAGGAGGAAGAAGAGGAGGAGGAGGGAGAAGAGGAGGAGGAGGAGGAGGAAGAGGAGGAGGAGGAGGAGGAGGACGACGACGACGACGACGACGACGAGUAGACAGGGCAGUCAAAUCAACUCUUGCCGUAUCUCGUGUGCCGUUUGUCGAAUUGACCUUGUUUUCUUGAGCAAUAGACUACUGCUGUACCUGUUUGUUUCAUGUGCAUUCUGUGAAAAUUACACAAAUAAAUACAUUUGGUUGUGUUGUAGUUUCAAGAUGGACUUCGUUGACUGAAAAAGAAAAGUUGGCCGGUCGUUCGUGUAUUCGGGCUCGUGGUACCCUCUCACCAGGCAUACAUGGUGAGCAGCUAUUACUGCAAUAACUUCGUAUACAUGGAGAGGGGAAUUUGAGACUUGGGGAAUUGUUCUUUUGUCGUGAAGGAACAUCGGGAAAGGUACGUCACUCUGUUUUGGUUGGCACGGAAGCUUAAGCAACAGUAUCAAGCUGGAAAGAACGAAGAGACAGUGUAAACACGCAACAAGGGGGCAGGCCUUCCUCUGGUCCCCCUGAGAAAACGGCGCACUCCAGCGCAGCGAAUAUGCC